CACAGUGAAUGCAUGGAGAAUAAGAGAAAUGUGACCGAGUUCAUUUUAAUUGGUCUCGCCCAGAACCCCAGAAUGCAGAAACUAGUGUUUGUGGCCUUCCUUGUUCUAUACAUGGUGACCCUCUCCGGCAACUUGCUCAUCAUUGUCACCAUCUUCAGCAACCAGGCUCUGAGCUCACCCAUGUAUUUCUUCCUGAGCCACCUUUCCUUGAUAGACACAAUUUAUUCUUCUUCUUCAGCUCCAAAGCUGAUUGUGGACUCACUUCACGAGAAGAAAUCCAUCUCCUUUCAUGGUUGUAUGGCUCAGGUCUAUGCAGAGCACAUUUUUGGUGGUACUGAAAUCAUCCUACUGACAGUGAUGGCCUAUGAUCGCUACGUGGCCAUCUGCAAACCUCUGCACUACGUGACCAUCAUGAGCCGCAAGCUGUGCAUUCUGCUUGUGGGAGUGGCCUGGACUGGAGGAUUUCUGCAUGCAACUAUUCAGAUCCUGUUUACCGUGUGGCUGCCCUUCUGUGGCCCCAAUGUCAUAGACCACUUUAUGUGUGACUUGUACCCUUUGUUGAAACUUGUGUGCAUGGACACUCACACCCUUGGUCUGUUUGUUGCUGCCAACAGUGGGUUUAUCUGUCUGUUAAACUUCCUCCUCUUGAUGGUGUCUUAUGUGGUCAUCCUCCGCUCCCUGAAGCACUAUAGCUUGGACGGGAGGAGUAAAGCCCUCUCCACUUGUGUGUCUCACAUUACGGUUGUUGUGUUAUCGCUUGUGCCUUGCAUAUUUGUGUACCUGCGCCCAGUGACCAUUCUGCCCAUUGAUAAAGCCGUUGCUGUCUUUUACACUGUGGUGUCACCUAUGCUAAACCCUUUAAUUUACACUCUCAGAAAUGCUGAGGUAAAGAGUGCAAUAGGGAAGCUCUGGAGGAGAAAAGUGACUUCAGGGACUAGUUAA
Octodon degus (degu) is the source of this 942-nucleotide messenger RNA. RefSeq names its product olfactory receptor 4C12-like. Gene Ontology annotation, biological process: G protein-coupled receptor signaling pathway. Gene Ontology annotation, cellular component: membrane. Gene Ontology annotation, molecular function: G protein-coupled receptor activity; olfactory receptor activity. The record is from RefSeq and is a predicted model, not a curated record. The coding region runs from base 13 to 942 and encodes 309 amino acids. NCBI's taxonomy places the organism in Eukaryota, Metazoa, Chordata, Mammalia, Rodentia, Octodontidae. The transcript has a single exon.